UACGAGACGCAACCACUUGUUCUUGCCAGCGCUGUUAGCUCGUCAUUCUCUGGCGCGUUUGCAUUCAGUUCCUUGCAGCUCAGCCUCGAGCUCGGCUUACCAAUCUACUGGCAGGCUUGUGGUUUGCCUCUUCUCGACUCCUCAUUCUCACCAGCACGCAGCCAACGUCUCAGUCUUGCCGAGCUGAUUCUUGACGCAGAGGAUUGGCUUGUUGCUCAGACAGGCCUCCGGACGGCAGAUGAGUCUGCCUACCCUGGGGACAGGGGUGAUGGGGUCCGAUGCCUCUGCUCUGAGCCCGGCAACCGGCCGUGUCUGCUGGUACAGAUUGAUGUCUGGAGAGAGCCACUGUCUAUCCGCGAUGGAGACUGGGAAAAAGGUGGAGUAGGCGACUUCGAAGAAUUCGUCCCAUCUCCUUUCUCUAUCCUUGUGCCAUGUUUCCCCUUAGCCUCUGAACUUAAUUCGAUUCAUUUCCAAACAUUUAUCCUGCACAGUAAUCAGCAUCGUUAUUUGAAAAAAACAGUCUCCUUAAGCGACACAGGUAUCAAUUACGACAGUUACCAAUGGACUCGUUCGUCUACCGAUGGUUUCGAGCCUGGCGCCAACUGUCGCCUGUUAAGUCCGUCCGAAAGUGGGCACCACCUCGUAGCGACAACACGCUGUUGCCUCGGCCAGUUGUUGCUUUCAUCCACUGGCUGCAUGGGCCCUGUUUGGCAGGCGCUAAUGGCGGUCAGCCGAACGGCCCAAGAUCAAGGGGUCGUCUGA
Messenger RNA from Protopolystoma xenopodis, 762 nucleotides. The record is from the annotation of a GenBank genome assembly. Lineage: Eukaryota; Metazoa; Platyhelminthes; Monogenea; Polystomatidea; Polystomatidae.